AUGAGCAGAGGCCAUGGGUGAUGGUACCGUCAACAACUUCAGUCAGACAAGCUGGUAUAAAGAUUAUGACAAACAGAAAAAAAUGAAGAAAAAGUGAAAAACAUAAUUUGCAAAGGUUGAAGGAAGGAGUUGUGAAAUUUCUCCCGAAGGAAAAAGAACAUUGGGUGAGUUCCUCAUUCUUUUCUCAGAUUCCAGAAGAUGGGAUUUUCUUGGGGUGGACUUUUCUAAAUGGGUCUUGGAUGUUUGAUCGGUUCAAAUUCUUUAUCGGGUAGCUCAAACCCCUCUCAACAACCUUAAAUAUUUUAAGCUUUUUUUUUCCUCGUUCGGGUCUUGAUUCAUUAAUUUAUUUAUCUUUUGUUCCAAGUUGAUUCUUCCUGUGCUGCUACCUUUAUUUUGUUUGUUAUGUGUUUUAUUGCUUUUCAACCUACCAAACCUCACAAUCUGCAAGUUUUUUAAUGCCCAGAUGCCAUAAAGAGGUUAUAAAUACUGAUUUCAUCUCUGUUGCUUCCUGUUGAGGUCUUGCUCCUGCUUCAGGCAUCCUUGACAUUUCGGGGAGAUUUCUAUUGAGAAUUUGCAGCAUCAGGUGCUUAUUUAGUGCUUCUUCUCGGCAAAGGAAACACAUUUGUUCUUAAGUUGCAGUUUACCGGGUUUAGCAGAAAUUUCACAUCGGGCACUAGUGACAGAGGACUCUAAUUCUAGAGGCAACCAGUUUCCCUUGAAAACUGAGUGAUUAAAAGAAAACCAUGUCUUUAGUUAGAUCUGCAGAGCUAUCUGCUAAAGCUUAUGGUAAUCCCAACCUCUAUUCAUUCAAGGGAAGCAGUACGGGCCCUGGCUUUUCUACUCAAAUAUUCCGCUCUGAUAAGCGGAAUAUCAUGUAUAUGACUGAAUCUUACUGUAGUGAGAGUAAUGAUCCAAAGUACUUAGUCGACUCUCCAACAGAAGAACUGAUACACCCACCUAGUUCUGGCAUUUCAGGAAGGCCAUUUCACCCACAGGGUACCGCUUCUUACCAGCUCAUAGCUGAUUCUGUUUCCUCCAUGACUCCUGAAGGCUCAUUUUUUGAGUCAGACUACUUGGAGUGUGAAAGCCCAGAUCAAAUCAAUUACAAUGAAGACAAGAUGAGAUUGAAGCUUCAAGAAUUGGAGAGAGCCCUUCUUGAUGAUAAUGAUGAUGAUGAUCAAAGCAUGGAGAUUGAUGCUGAUUGGGCUGAUCCGAUUGGGAAUGAACUCCUCCAUGACUCACCCAAGGAGUCUUCAUCCUCAGAUUCUAACCUAAGUAGCAUCAGCAGCAACAAAGAAGUAUCACUAAUACCUACUCAGACCACCAAGCAGUUGCUUUUUGAUUGUGCUGCUGCACUUGCAGAAGGAAACAUUGAUGGAGCAUCAGCCAUGAUAAGUGAACUCCGGCAGAAAGUCUCAAUCCAAGGAGAUCCUCCACAGAGGAUUGCAGCCUACAUGGUGGAAGGUCUUGCAGCUCGCAUGGCUUCCUCUGGAAAAUGCCUCUAUAAAGCUCUGAAAUGCAAAGAGCCCCCAUCUUUGGACCGGCUCUCAGCUAUGCAGAUCCUCUUUGAGGUAUGCCCAUGUUUUAGAUUUGGACUUACAGCAGCUAAUGGUGCAAUCACAGAGACAUUUAAAGAUGAGAAGAGAGUUCAUAUAGUAGAUUUUGAAAUAAACCAAGGGAGUCAAUAUAUAUUGCUGUUACAAUCGCUUGCAGAACAGUCAGGUAAAAAGCCCCACAUUAGGUUAACUGGAGUGGACGACCCCGACUCAAUCCAACGUGCUGUAGGGGGCCUAAAAGUCAUUGGGCAGAGGCUUGAGAAUCUAGCAGAAGAUCUCAAUUUGUCAUUUGAAUUUCAAGCAGUGGCUUCAAAGACUUCAAAUGUCACUCCGGGAAUGCUCAACUGUAAGCCUGGAGAAGCACUGGUAGUAAACUUUGCUUUCCAGCUGCACCACAUGCCUGAUGAGAGCGUCUCAACAGUAAACCAGCGAGAUCAGCUUCUCCGGAUGGUUAAGAGCUUGAACCCGAAACUUGUGACUAUUGUUGAACAAGACAUGAACACAAACACAGCCCCUUUUUUCCCGAGAUUUGUCGAAGCCUACAACUACUACUCAUCUAUGUUCGACUCUCUUGAUGCAACUCUCCCCAGGGGCAGCCAGGACAGAGUGAAUGUUGAAAGACAGUGCCUGGCACGGGACAUAGUUAACAUUGUAGCAUGUGAGGGUGAAGAAAGAGUAGAACGGUACGAGGCUGCAGGGAAAUGGAGGGCAAGGAUGAUGAUGGCUGGUUUCACUUCAUGUCCAAUGAGUCAGAAUGUGAGUGAUACAGUCCGGAAACUCAUAAGGGAAUACAGUGAAAGGUACACAGCAAAGGAGGAAAUGGGUGCUCUCCAUUUUGGGUGGGAAGAUAAGAGCUUGAUUUUUGCUUCAGCAUGGAGGUGACUGGUGUUUAGAUUAUUCAGUUGCAGAUAUCGCUACAGCAUCUGGCUUGCCUAGGUAUUGUUUUGGCUGCGUAUGAACUAUAUUUCUAUGUAGGAUCAGUAUAUAUUGCGUUGCCACUUUAUUUAACGUAGAAUUAGGAUAUAAGGAGAUGUCUGAUCUAAGUCACUUGACGAUGAAAUUGUAUGAAGUCUAAUGCUUAUAGGACUGCAGAUGAAAAAAUAUAUGAACUGAGUUGUAACGGCCAUUGAUUAGUUUACCAAUUUGUGUUGCUGGACACCCAAACUAAUUCACCAACUGGAUGUUGUUCAGUCCAUUUUCU
Molecule: messenger RNA, 2757 nt
Organism: Vitis riparia (riverbank grape)
Lineage: Eukaryota; Viridiplantae; Streptophyta; Magnoliopsida; Vitales; Vitaceae
Product: scarecrow-like protein 1
Exons: 3
Coding region: 744-2438 (564 amino acids)
Biological process (GO): regulation of DNA-templated transcription
Cellular component (GO): nucleus
Molecular function (GO): DNA-binding transcription factor activity; sequence-specific DNA binding
Source: RefSeq, a predicted model, not a curated record